Molecule: messenger RNA, 460 nt
Organism: Cylicostephanus goldi
Lineage: Eukaryota; Metazoa; Nematoda; Chromadorea; Rhabditida; Strongylidae
Source: the annotation of a GenBank genome assembly
GGUAUACCAUGGUAGCAGUGCAUAAGCCCGUCGCCAAGAACUCUAAAAGCGCUAAAGGAGCCAAGAAGGCUCUUCGUAAGAAGAAGGUCCAUCUCAAGUUCAACAUCGAAUGCAAGAAUCCUGCUGAAGAUGGCAUUUUCAAGACUGAAGACUUCGUAAGUUAUUGGUGCAAUCACCUCCAUGAAGUCGACAGGGUUUCCGUCCCUGUCGCAAUAUUGGGCUUAGGGUGUUCACGGUCCCUAGAGACUUUCCUCAAUGAGAAGAUAAAGAUAAACGGAAAGACUGGUCAGCUUGCUAAUCAUGGAGUGAAAGUAGAGUUGAACAAGACCAAAGUUUCAGUAUCUCAAGUACCUGACCAAGAAGUACCUCAAGAAGCACACUCUUCGAGACUGGCUCCGUAUCGUGGCAAUCAACAAGAACACCUACGAAUUAAGGUACUUCCACAUCAACCAGGAUGAGG